This is a messenger RNA of Monoraphidium neglectum, 171 nucleotides long. RefSeq lists its product as hypothetical. Lineage: Eukaryota; Viridiplantae; Chlorophyta; Chlorophyceae; Sphaeropleales; Selenastraceae. The transcript is spliced from 3 exons. Bases 1 to 171 code for a protein of 56 amino acids. The record is from RefSeq and is a predicted model, not a curated record.
AUGGCGGACGGCGCGGAGGCCCCGGUUCCCAAGGGGGAGGCGCUCAACAUCGUAGUGAAGGACGCCACUGGCAACGAGAUCCAGUUCAAGGUCAAGACUACCACUAAAUUUGGCAAGAUCUUUUCGGCGUACGCUCAAAAGAAGAACUUGGACGUUCGGUCAAUCAAGUGA